Mucor velutinosus is the source of this 447-nucleotide messenger RNA. RefSeq lists its product as uncharacterized. The transcript has 6 exons. Gene Ontology annotation, biological process: angiotensin-activated signaling pathway. NCBI's taxonomy places the organism in Eukaryota, Fungi, Mucoromycota, Mucoromycetes, Mucorales, Mucoraceae. The coding region runs from base 1 to 447 and encodes 148 amino acids. The record is from RefSeq and is a predicted model, not a curated record.
AUGGACGCUUUACAAAACACUGUUCAGCAAGCUAAUUUGGCCAGCCUUUUAGGCUUACAUUUGGGUCUUUCACUUCUUGGUGCAGUUGCUACCAAUCCAACAUAUAAUAUCCCCAUCUUCUUUUUCGGCAUUUGGGCUUACAACUACCGAGAAUCUACUUCACCUCUUAAAACUUUUACAGGCAUAUUAGGUUUCAGUAUCUUUUUGGAUUUGAGUUGGCUCUAUCUACAUGGAGGCAACCCACAAGAAGAAAGCGGAUUUGGUUUUGCAAAGUUCUUCACAAUCAUCAGUUUGCUUGUCAAGCCUUUAUCCGUUUAUUCCGGAAUAAACAACCUCAAGGAAAGAGGGGAUACAUUAAACGCUGGAAAUUGGUCAGAUGCUCCUGGCGCUUUCCCAAGUGGUGGUUAUCAAAAUGUCAGAGAUGGAGAUAGUGCUGAAUUUGCAUAA